AUGGACACCAUGGGUCACGUAUUUAGUUUCCCGGCGCCAACUUUCAGUCUAACCGAGCUGGAGUGCCAACAACUCACAGAUCAACCCUUCACUUCCGAAUACACUCAACUACCGGUCCAACAAUCGACGUCGCCAGUUCCCGAAGAAAAAGUUGUCGUUCCCACGGAUCCAGUCAACUACAGUAAGAUUCAUUUCUCGUUCUUUAAAAAAUCGGGAAUAGCGAAUCAUAAAGAGACAAAGAAAGGGGUCGUAACGUUGUUUCGGAUCCGUCCAUUUCAUAUUUGCGAAUUUUACCAAUAAGGUUUUGGAAUUGCAUAGUGCGAUCUACUCUUUUUUUUAUUGUGCUGGACGGGUUCUUGGAAAUGGGUUUUACUGUUAGAGUAAUUUAGAGAUUAGUUUUAUAUAAAAUAUGCUACCGUAGACAUUUUUUCAUCUCCAUUCCAUAACUUGACGAACCACAUUUCCUCCGCACGGUACGGAAAUUUGACUGUUUUCUGCACAAAACAAAAUUCUUAACAGUUCCUUCAGUUUUUUUGAAAAUGCUUUUUUGUUAGUAAUUAUCGUAUCGUAUAAAAGUCGCUUGCACUCGGCCUGAUUUUGUACCCCAUAAUUCCAUUGCACCGCGCGAAAAUUCAAUUUUUUCUGAUUGCACUGUGCAAAACACAAAGUUCUUAACAAUCCUGUCAGCGCUGUUCACAAAUAACUUUUUAUCUCUAAGGGUGAUACUGUAGGGCUUAUCUUACCUCUGACAUGAUUCUUGCUCUUGAGAUUCUCUCGCACAGCGCAAAAUUUUCGCUUAUUGGCUGCCCAAGACAACGGUUUCAAGAUCAUAAUUUUGAUCUCUCAAUUGGAAUGCUCAUUAAAAAGUUACUACUCGUUUGCUAAGCGCCAUGUUACGCCCUUUUCGACCCACAUGAUCCACAAAUUCCGCUUGUUUACUUGUACUUUAAAAGCUUUCCAAUUCUCGCACGCAGCAAUAAAGUUUUGCACUUUUUUCGAUGAUUGAGUGUCUAUUGAUCACAAUCACAAAAGCACAACCUGAAACAUAACCUUUUAAGGGCCUUACAACGAGCGCUAUCGAAUUUUUUUGGGGUUUGAAUAAAAAUUCCAUUUAAUUUUGCGAUAAAAUUUUUUCCAAAGGCUGAUAAAAAAUGUAAAUAGUUUGGAAUUUUGAGUGGGAGAUAAAGCAAGUAAUAUAAAAGGAAUUAAAUCAGAGAUUAUUUCAGUCUUAUCGGAAAUGAAAAUUUCAGCACGAUGCAAACAUACCGAGGCCAAUGCCAGAUGUUUGGUGUGUGGCGAAGCGGUGUUAUAUCACAACUUUGGGAUCUCGGCGUGUAAUGGAUGGUAAGUAUUGCCUUAAAUGUAGCGGAGAUAAAGUUUAUAACUGUGCCUAAAAAUUUAAGAGACCAGAAAACAAUUUUUUACCAAAAACUUUUUUCCUUGGAAGGUCCGUUUUCAGGGUACUUGAUCUAACAAAGGAAAUCACAUUUUUCGCAGAUGUACUUUGGAACGGGACCUAGUAGAAUUCCAAACGUGAAGCUUCUGCGAUCAUAAAAUUGAUUUCCAAGAUGUGUUUACGGGGCUUCGCGGCCGAGAAAAUCGACCGCAAAGUUUAGCCGAAAUCAGCAAAUAGCUCCUCAAAAGAAAAAAUUGCGGUCGAUUUUCUCAACCGGGCAGCCCCGUAAAGACAAAUGGAAAAAAGUUUCAUGGUCGUGGAUGCUUUGAAACCUAAUAGGUCUCGUUCCAAAGUCCGUCUGCGAAAAAUGUGACUUCCCUUGUAGGAUGUUUUUUAAUCCUGCAGACAUGAUCCGAAUAGGUCGUUAAUCAAUUCCUAAAACUUUUAUUUGUCUCGCAUUUUUAACGACAGUCGGAGAAACUUUUCGGUCUUCUAUUCAAGAGAGCACGUGAAGUGGCACGAGUGGGGCAGACGGAAAACGGUUUUAGUCUAUAUCUUUUCUUACUGCGUGCUAAAAUUGGGGCUUUUAGCGAAAGCUUCUUUGCAUUUGAAAUCAAGGUUUGAAUUUGUAAACCGAAAUCACAAAAAGACGCCAACUUGUUUACAAAUUCAGACCAAAAAGCUCGGAAAUUUUAAAAAGAAAGUCAAAGUUGGGAAUCUCACGUAUGCUUUGCUCCAAAAUGACGCCAACUUUCCUCAAAUUCUGUUUGCGUCACCGCAAGCCACGUCCUUUUUCGUGACAGGUAUACUAAAAAAACAUUCUUUCAGUGCCGCGUUUUUCCGACGGACAAUUUUACAGAGGAAAAAAUACAUUUGCCGGGAGUUUGGGAACUGCCAGAUUUAUAUGAGUAAGUGGAAUUCUUUGCACAUUUUUUUGAAAAAAAGAUUGAUGAAUUUGUUUUCUUUUCAGCAAAAAACAAGCGUCGCUGUGCCUACUGUCGCUUUGAGAAAUGUGUAAAAGUUGGGAUGAACGUUUCAAGUGAGUUACUUUUUAUCUUUAUUCUACUGCAAAUUUGGGAGGAUGCCCGUAUUUUGCAAGUUAAAAGUAAAUGACUUUUUAUCAAACUAAAAAAUUUUAGAACUGAUGACCCGUUUAACUCGCGAAAAUGAUGAUCCCCUAAGGCAGUUGAUGUAUUGUCAUCGUGGUAUCUACACUUCAAGGAAACGAAAUGCCAUUAUUCAGCUGGGAUCUCUAGUUGUGAGUCCAGAAAAGACCCUAACUUACAUAAUUUUUAGAAACUCGAAUGCAUGGCAGAGCAGCCACGAACUUCUGCCUCGUUAAUUCAAGCAACUUUAGUGGAGAUCUCAGUGAUGAAGGAGUUCCUUCGGACCAGCAAUUUCAUCCCUUGUAACAUGUAUGAUACCAAAUUUGAGGUAAGUUGCUGAGAAAUUACGGUAGCAUCAUAUUACAGUAUUUCAAACCUUACCCAUUUAUAAUUACUCUCUUUGCAGGUUGCACCGUGCAUUUUCAAUGAUUUUGCGGUUAGUCAUUGCAAUGUACGUUGACUCUCAAGUUUAAUCUUUUUUUUCGUGCGCCGUGCAACUUCCUUCACAUUUUCGCCGUCGCACGGUGCAUUCGCUUCUUUGAAAAAUUUUUGGUUUUUUGACAUAGUGCGAACAGUUGAACGGGGUUGCACGGUGUGGAAGAGCAUUUUUGUACUUUUUGGAAACGAAGCGAAUCAAAAUUACAUUCAGUGCACGGUGCAAUUAGCAUUUUUAGGCCUUUUUUAUCUUUGCACUGUGCAGCAACAAAAAUUUCAAAAUUCUCUGACGCAAUAGAGGGGUUCUAAUAUAAUAUUUUGAAAAGGAAUUUGAAUUCAAACAUAUUUCGAACAAUCUGAAAAAAUUCCGCGACAAAAAGAUGCGCUUUGCACUGUGCAAUAGACUUUGCAAAUUAACUGCACAGUCCGUCAUAAUCGGCUCACUGCACGGUGCAGCGGCAACUUUUUAGAAUUUCUUGAAAUGAAAAAAAUUUACUAGAGGAUCACGAGGCUAUCGCAUAGUGCAAAACUAUAUAAGCUCUCUUCCGCACGGUGCAACGCGACUUUCUUUUUUUGGGGAAAAAUAUUUUUUCUUUCAUUUUUCUUAGAUUUUGCUGAUUUUUUAAGUUUAAGCUUUUUAUUUUAGGGAACAAUGUGCUCAACGUUACUACAUACCUGGCUAACAAUGCAUUCCAUUUUUGCGACCCGGUUUAACAAAGGAUAUACGAGUAGAAAACUGUAUUUUGUUGACAACAGUUACUUACAUGUGACCGAGGAAAGCGUUAUCGACUACUACAGCACGAACAAGAUGAUUUCCGACCCUAAAUUUGUUGGGAUGUAAGGACUUCAACCUUUUAUUCCGAAAAUUUUGAAUAUUCAUAUCUUUUACUUAUUUAUUUUUUUUUGCAUAUUCAAAUUUCAGCAAUAGCAUGCCAUUGUUGAAUAAAGUUCUGGAGGCGGCAAAAAAGUUGGACCAAUUCCAUGUAGAUGAGCACGAGUUGCUGAUACUGACGAUGUUGGUUGUUAUCCGAGCAAGUAAGUUGAAAAUGCACACUAAUUUGCAUAGAUAAAAUCAAAAUUACAAAAUUAUCGUUGUGAGUUGUAAAAUACGGCAUGCGUAAAUCCCCAUAUAAUUUUUUUUUCUCUGGGGGUCUGCUGCUUUUUUAGGGUCAAAAAAAUUAGUCUUCUAUUCGUGUUUAAGCACUUUAAUACUCUUGAAACACAAUGCCAAAAUUAUGCAAAAUUUGUGUGGAAUUCAGAAAUUCAAAUCUGAACUUCAAAGUGGCAUGAAUGGCAUGAAAAAUGAAUAAAAAAAUACAGUUGUAUUGUAUCCAAAAACGCCGACAGUUUCAAAAUUUGGCGGUAAAUUUGUAAUUCGAAUUUCACCAAACGCAAAAAUAAAAAUUUCAAUGUUUGACUGUUGACUUUUCAGGUAUUUGUCGGAUGGGCCAAUCCAAAUAUUUCAUGGAAUGGCAGAAUCGCUUGUUCAAGGAGAUCCAUCAAUUCUACAGUGGAAUUUAUGUGGAUAUUCCAAAACGACUAGGGGAAUUAAUGUUGUGUUUGGAGGCUAUUGAGGUAAUUUUUAAAUUUGUUCUUUCAAAAAAAAUUCUCAAUUUUUAAACUUUGGAGAUUUUUUGAGCUUUCAAAAAUUUUGAAUAUUCAAAUUUUGAAGAAUUUUCUGUGCAAAUCCUUACUGUUGUUUGAACAAUCUGUAAAAUGUUCAAGUCUUCUUUUUCAGACUGCCGAUAGGAACUGUGACAAGCUGGCCGUUCUAGUCCAGCUGAAUUACCGGAAAACUGAAGAUGUCGGGUAUAAAUUAUACGUGCGAGGUCAUGACGAAGUCAACUGA
This is a messenger RNA of Bursaphelenchus xylophilus (pine wood nematode), 4786 nucleotides long. The record is from the annotation of a GenBank genome assembly. NCBI's taxonomy places the organism in Eukaryota, Metazoa, Nematoda, Chromadorea, Rhabditida, Aphelenchoididae.